Molecule: messenger RNA, 2792 nt
Organism: Mustela erminea (ermine)
Lineage: Eukaryota; Metazoa; Chordata; Mammalia; Carnivora; Mustelidae
Gene: TXLNB
Product: taxilin beta
Exons: 10
Coding region: 169-2274 (701 amino acids)
Molecular function (GO): syntaxin binding
Source: RefSeq, a predicted model, not a curated record
UGUCGCUUUGGUGCCUGUGAGUGUGUGUGUCGUUUCUCUCUCCUGAGUUAAGAACACAGCUGCCUGCCGUUCUCCGGCUGGCUGUCGCAGCUUCUCUGACUAGCUUUUCGCAGCCUCCUGCCUCUCCUCUUUCCGCUUAGCUCCUUGUCUUCUGAUACUAUUCCCAGUAUGGAGGUGAAUCACUCUGUACAGCUCUCAGGAGAACCCCAGUCAACACCUCCAGGGGACAGUUCAUCAUUACUGAGUCAAAAUGGCCUGGAGAAGCAAGAUGAUAAGGAUUCCUCAACCACACUCCAAACAACGGAGGAUAAGGCAGGUGUGCAGUCUGAACAGGGAGUUCAAGAUAUCUCUGAGGAACUAAAUCGACAACUGGAAGACAUCAUUAACACCUAUGGGUCUGCUACUGAAAAAGAGGGUCCCGCCAAGGCAAAGGAGCCACCUGAGAACAUAGAACCACUGGACAAUGAGGAUUUGGACGGUGAUGAGGCCACUGAAGAGACGGAGAGAGAACACUUGUCUUCUGGAGAACCAACCACAACCAAAGAGCCUGUCAGCAAUAAAGAGCAAAAAUUGGAAAAGAAAAUCCUUAAAGGACUAGGCAAAGAAGCCAAUGUGUUGAUGCAAAAUCUGAACAAGCUGCAAACACCUGAAGAAAAAUUGGAUUUUUUAUUCAAGAAGUAUGCUGAAUUGCUGGACGAACACCGCACUGAGCAAAAGAAGUUAAAGCUCUUACAAAAGAAACAGGUACAAAUCCAAAAGGAAAAGGACCAGUUACAAAGCGAGCACAGCAGAGCUGUCCUCGCAAGGAGCAAACUGGAGAGUCUAUGCCGGGAGUUGCAGAGACACAACAAGACACUGAAGGAGGAAACACUUCAGCGGGCACGAGAGGAAGAAGAGAAAAGGAAGGAGAUCACAAGUCAUUUCCAGACCACUCUGACGGAUAUCCAGGCCCAGAUUGAACAGCAGAGUGAGAGAAAUAUGAAGCUGUGUCAGGAGAACACAGAGCUUGCAGAGAAACUGAAAAGCAUCAUUGAUCAGUAUGAGCUCAGAGAGGAGCAUCUGGACAAAAUAUUUAAACACAGAGAACUGCAGCAGAAGCUGGUGGAUGCGAAACUGGAACAGGCCCAAGAAAUGAUGAAGGAAGCCGAGGAGCGACACAAACGCGAGAAGGAAUAUUUGCUGAACCAGGCAGCAGAGUGGAAACUUCAGGCCAAAGUGCUGAAGGAACAAGAGACAGUCCUACAGGCUCAGCUUACCCUCUACUCUGGAAGAUUUGAAGAGUUCCAGAACACAUUAACAAAAAGCAAUGAAGUGUUUGCCACUUUCAAACAGGAAAUGGAUAAAACAACUAAGAAAAUGAAGAAGUUAGAGAAGGACACAGCCAUGUGGAAAGCCCGGUUUGAGAACUGCAACAAAGCUCUGCUGGACAUGAUUGAAGAGAAAGCACUGAGAGCUAAAGAAUAUGAGUGCUUCGUCAUGAAAAUCGGGAGGCUGGAGAACCUCUGUCGAGCUUUACAAGAAGAGAGAAAUGAACUGUACAAGAAAAUUAGAGACGCAAAAAUGCCUGAAACGGAUGACCGAGGUCAGCACACCUCCGACGAAGAGCCCGAGUCCGCCGUGUCUGGGGGCGUGGGGGUUGAUACAAAGGAAGCCGAGAGCGUUCACAACGCUGUGAAAAACCUGGCCACAGCCUUCAUGGUCAUUCAUCACCCAGAGUCACCCCCUGACCUGGCCAGAGAAAGCCAACCGGAAUUCGGCAGUCCUCAAGGGGGUGCUGACUCGGCCCUGCGGGAGCCGGAACAGUCCCCUCGGAGCCCUUUAUGCCCUUCCCGGCCUCCCCCAACUCCUCCGGCGGAAGCCGAAGGAAGCCAUGAGGCAGAACUGCCCUCCAGGCCCGGGAAUCCCCCCGCGGGGUCGGGAGCACAGGCCCCAAACCCGGGUCUCCCUGCAGCAGCCCAGGCUGACCAGCCGCCCCAGAAGCCGGAGGCAGAAGCUCCCAGUCAGGCCCCGCAGUCCCCCGCCGAGGCUCCCCUCCCAGCGAUGGAGGCAAAGGGUUGGGCUCCACCAGCCAGGCCAGCUGAGCAGACUCCAGCUGGGGUGCCCGCCUGUGGGCCCAGGAGGCCGCCGCCCCCACCCCCACCGGAAGCAGCGGCAGAGGGGCUGCCCCCACCCCCACCGGAAGCAGCGGCAGAGGGGCUGCCCCCACCCCCACCGGAAGCAGCGGCAGAGGGGCUGCCCGAAGGGGCCGACACCAACCUGGAAGGAGUAGACUAAGCUUCGCUGUGCUUCCGAAGCUCUUCUUCCUGCCUGUACAUCGUCAUAACAGAUUGUCUUCUGAAAAGGCAUUAAGGGCUAGGGUUGUCUAAGGGAAGAGACUUAAUUAGAAUCAAGACAUUUUCAAAGGUUGUGCAGAGCACUCUUAGCCUGUGCUAUUUGUUCUCGAUUUAUAACCCAUUUGCAGCUUUUCCGUUUAACACGGGUUGAUAGUAUAAUUUUCCCAAAUGGCAACAAAACAUACAAAUAGAAAAUUCAUAUUAGUUCUCCAUUGAGAUGGUAUUUAUUUCAGUUUCUUAAUCAACAAUUAGAUUUGGUAUUUCAACACUUCACUACAAUAUAUAAAUAUAGAAAAAUGUGAUGUUUCAUUUUAUUUCCCUAUAUAGUUUUGAUAGGCUCCAUAGCAAGUAAUGGAUGUCCAGGUUCCAUUUAAGUAUCUACCUAAUAUAUGCAUACAUAUGGCUGUGUCUGAAUGUAUAUACAUAUAUGUGUAUGUUUCAGAGUAUAUACAUAUGUGU